UGUUGCUCUUUUUCUGGUUCCAGCGGUCGUCCCUUCGCCUUUCCGCCCGCACGCGUCCAGACGGCCCCGCCGUGCCUCCCUCCCCUGUCAAAAUCGGUCCCAUCUUCCUCCCAAAUCCAUCCUUGCGUCCAUUGCUGCUUUGCUGCUGUAUUUUAGAGCUUUGCUGCUUCUCUCCGUGGCUGCGUUCAUGCUUGCUUCUGCUCUCUGCUUGCCCUUCAAAGGGAGGAGUGAAAUUGGAAAAGAGGGUAAGAACAAGAGAAGAUCGCAACUAUGAAGGAGAAGAAAGAAGGGAAGAAGUAGCCGUAGAAAGAAGAAGAAGAAGAAGAAGAAGAAGAAGAAGAAGAAGAAGAAGGAGGAGGAGGAAUCGUUGCCUGUAUUACUCCUGUGUCAUUUUUUAUCCAUGGCAGGUCUCACGGUAAAGGUCCUUUAUUGUAGGCAAAGAUCUAUUCUGGUUCAUACUCACUAGGAUAAUAGCUACUCUGUCAUCUUCUGCCCAGGUAUUAGGAUAGGAUUCAGCCAGAAACUAGAUGGACUAUAUGGCAACAUAUAGAGAAAAAAGGAAGCUCCGAAAGUCUAUUCUUGAUAGUCGGAGAAAAACGGUGGGAUUUUCUGCUACGAGAGAUUUAAACUGCGGUGAUGAGUCUUUGCUUCUAACUUAUGAAAUGUCGAAUACAUUGGGAAGAAAAAGAAAACGCAGUUCCAAAGUUGGCGAACUACCAACUAAUAACGUUGCGCCACAACAUGCUCUUGCUGGUAGACCAUCUCGAUUUGCAACUCAUAGAGGGUAUGGUGUAGAACAAUUAUAUCUUGGAUUGCCAGAGUAUGAAUGUCAAUCAUGUGGAGCUCUACUUUGGUAUGACGAACGGAUCAAAUCUCGCAAGGGAAGUACUCCUCGAUUUUCAUUGUGUUGUGGGGAUGGUAAGGUUUCUCUACCAUUAUUGCACCAGACUCCUAACAUAUUAGACCACUUAUUGGACUACAGUCGUUGCGCCAGGUCUACAACUUUUCGAGAAAAUAUUCGUAUCUAUAAUUCUAUGUUUGCAUUUACAUCAAUAGGAGCAAAAAUUGACAGUGAAAUUAACAAAAAAUCAGGCCCUUAUGUAUUCAGAAUUAGUGGACAAAACCACCACAGAAUGGGAUCUUUGCUUCCAAUUGAUGGAGAACGCCCUAAAUUUGCUCAACUAUAUAUUUAUGAUACCGAAAAUGAAGUCGACAAUAGAAUGAAAGCAUUCAACCCCGUUGAUAAACUUCAGAAAAUUGAUAGAAACAUUGUUGAAGAUCUUAUGAAAAUGUUUGAUCGCGAAAAUGAGAUAGUAAAAGCAUUCAGAAUGGCAAGAGAUCGUUUCAAAGAGAGUGAUUACCGUCCUAUUAGGUUAAGAUUAAAUGGUUGCCGUACUGAGACACCGCAGUCUAAUCCUUCUAUAUGUUCUGAGAUUGCUGGAUUAAUAAUUGGUGAUUUCGGAAGCGUUGAUGGCCAGCGAGAUAUUGUUGUCGAGCAUAAAAUAGCAGGACUAAAACGAAUAAGUGAUUUGCAUCCUUCUUUCACGGCAAUGCAAUAUCCUAUCCUAUUUCCAUAUGGGGAGGAUGGUUUUAGAAUAGGCAUGACAUAUAGCAAUACUUCACGUGGGAAAGUAGGCUCUAGAAAAUGUGUUACGAUGCGAGAAUUUUAUGCCUAUAGAAUACAAAAUAGAUUGAUUGAGGGAAAAACGCUAAUAAGAGGAGGUAAACUUUUCCAACAGUAUGUGGUUGAUGCUUUCUCAUGCAUUGAAGAAAAUCGUCUUGAUUAUAUUAGGAGAAACCAAGCGGAUUUGCGAACAGAGGUUUAUAGAGGAAUGAAGGAUGCUGUUGUUGCAGGUGAUGUUGAUGGUAAUGCCAUUGGUAAAAAAAUAAUUUUACCUUCAAGCUUCAUUGCGGGUCCCCGUUAUAUGAUUCAAAAUUAUCUAGAUGCUAUUGCUAUAUGCAGCCAGUUUGGACAUCCUGAUUUGUUCAUUACAUUUACCUGCAAUACACAAUGGCUAGAAAUACAGAAUGCAUUACAAUUUAUUCCUGGCCAAAAAUCAGAAGAUCGGCCUGAUAUUAUUAGCAGGGUUUUUAAAAUGAAAGUUGAGGCAUUGAUGUCAGAUAUUAAGAAAGAAAACUAUUUUGGGAGAACUAUUGCUGAUUUGUAUACAAUUGAGUUCCAAAAAAGGGGGCUUCCUCAUGUGCAUAUCUUAGUAUGGCUGCAUCCAGAUCACAAAUUGCCAACAACUGCAGAUAUAGAUUCUAUUAUUUCUGCUGAAAUACCUGAUAAAGAUCUUGAUCCAAUUGGAUAUGCCACAGUUUCAAAAUUUAUGAUACAUGGCCCAUGUGGAUCGACAAAUCCUAAAGUAUCAUGUAUGGCUAAAGGUCGAUGCUCAAAAUAUUUUCCUAGGGAAUUCAGAAGUGAGACAAUUGUGGAUGAAAACGGCUUUGCUCUUUAUAGAAGAAGAAAUGACGAGAGAUUUGUUCGGAAAAACGAUAUCGACCUUGAUAAUAGAUUUGUUGUGCCGCAUAACUUGCAAUUAGUGGUUAAAUAUCAGGCUCAUAUUAAUGUCGAGUGGUGCAACAAGUCAAGACUUAUUAAAUAUUUGUUCAAGUUUAUGAAUAAAGGCCUAGAUAGAACAAGAGCUAUAAUUGAAGAUAGCUAUUUGGCUCACAACAGUAGUUUUGACGAACAAUACAAGCAUGUUGAUGAGAUUAAAAGGUACUUGGACUGUAGGUAUUUAUCACCAUAUGAAGCUGUGUGGAGAUUAUUCAAAUUUGAUAUACACUGUAGAGAACCUACGGUUGAACGCUUAUGUGUUCACUUGCCACUAAUGAAUAACAUAACAUAUCUCGGGAAUCAGAGUUUACUUGAUGUUCUAAAUCGGCCGAACAUCGAGAAAACAAUGUUUACUGAGUGGAUGCAGGCGAACACAACAUAUGAUGAUGCCCGUGAGCUGACUUAUGCAGAAUUUCCAACCAAAUGGGUCUGGCAUUCGGGAGACAAAGUAUGGACGAGGCGUAAGCAAGGAAAUCGUAUAGGGAGAAUCAUUUAUAUCUGUCCAAAUGCUGGCGAACUUUACUUUCUACGUAUGCUCUUGAACAAGGUAAAAGGCCCGAGAAACUAUACCGAAAUUAGAACUAUCGAUGGCAUUGUGCAUGAAACAUUUCGAGCUGCAUGUAAUGCGCUUGGGUUGCUUGGCGAUGACAUGGAAUGGCGUCAAGCAUUGGAAGAAGCAUCUCACUGGUCGUCUGCUGCUGAUCUUAGACAACUUUUUGUUACUUUGGUCAUGUUUUGUGAGGUUGCUGACCCUGUUAAAUUAUGGGAUGAUUAUUGGGAAUUAUUAGUUGGUGAUUUAUUAUAUAGAUUAAAGCAAACUCUAGGAGUUUGUGAUCUUCGGAUGCCUGAAGUAGAGCUCCAAAACUAUGUUCUAUUUGAAUUGGAAGUGUUGUUCAACAAAAAUUGCAGCUCACUUUCACAAUUUAAGCUACCAACUCCUAAUAGAAUGAUUUUAGAAGAUAUGAGCAACAAACUGUUGAGGGAAGAAUUAGAAUACGACGUAGAUGCUUUAAAAGAGGAACAUGUGUUGUUAUUUAAAGGAUUGAAUGAUGAGCAGAAGACUGUAUAUCACACAGUUUUGACUUCUAUCUACGAGGAUAAAGGAGAUAUCAUUUUUGUAUAUGGCCAUGGUGGAACAGGAAAAACCUACCUUUGUCAGACAAUAAUUUCAAAACUCCGUUCUGAAGGAAAAAUAGUAUUGGCGGUUGCUUCGUCUGGAAUUGCAUCACUCUUACUUCCUGGAGGAUGAACAGCGCAUUCAAGAUUCAAGAUACCUAUAAAGAUAGAUGACUUUUCAACAUGUGAAAUUAAAAAAGGAACACAGCUUGCAAAACUGCUGUAUCACACUAGUUUGAUUAUAUGGGAUGAGGCACCAAUGAACCAUAGGAAUUGUUUCGAAGCUUUAGAUAAAUCAUUGAGAGAUAUCUUGAAAGUAAAUGAUGAUAGUGUUGAGGAAAGGCUCUUUGGAGGAAAAACUAUUGUAUUCGGUGGAGAUUUUAGGCAAGUACUUCCUGUUAUUGUUGGAGGAACAAGACAAGACAUAAUUAAUGCAUUAAUCACCAAGUCAUACAUAUGGAAUAAUUGUAGAGUCUUCCGAUUGUCAACAAACAUGAGAUUGCUUAGAUGUCCGGUGAAUGAUUCAUCAAAAGAAAAGAUGGCAAAUUUUGCAAAAUGGAUACUCGAUUUAGGUGAUGGAAAAUUAGAUGCUAUGAAAUUAGAAACUGAUGAAGAGCCUACUUGGAUCAAAAUACCAGAUGCCUUACUUAUGAAGAGUAGUAGCGAUGGUAUUAAAGAUAUUGUUUCGGUGGUGUAUGAUAACAUUCAUCAGAACUACAAUGAUCCCGCAUAUUUAAGAGAUAGAGCUAUUAUCACACCAAUGAACGAAACAGUUAAUGAAAUAAACACAUACAUCUUAUCUUUGCUCCCGAACGAGGAAAAAGUAUACAUGAGUUCAGACUCAAUUUGUAGGUCAUCAACAAAUGACGAAGAAGGCGAUGUUCUCUACCCUGUUGAUUUUUUAAACUCUUUAAGGUUCAACGGUAUACCUCAUCAUGAACUAAAAUUGAAAAUAGGCGCUCAGAUAAUGUUGCUACGCAAUAUUAGCCAAAGUUCAGGCCUUUGCAAUGGGACUCGCUUAAUUGUUACUAAAUUGGCUUCAAGAGUUAUUGAGGCACAAAUCUUUACUGGAAACCAUGAAGGUGAAAAGGUUUAUAUUCCUCGCAUUGUGAUGCAUGUGACGGAAACAAAGUGGCCUUUUACUCUGAAAAGAAGACAAUUUCCAAUUCGUCUAUGUUAUGCUAUGACAAUUAAUAAAAGCCAAGGGCAGACUCUACAAAAGGUUGGCAUCUACCUGCCAAGACCGGUAUUCUCCCAUGGUCAACUUUAUGUCGGAGUUUCACGAGUUACCUCUCAUGAGGGAUUGCGAAUUCUAAUUGAAAAUGAAGAAGGUCAUUUAGAAGGAUAUACACGAAAUAUUGUUUACACAGAAAUUUUUGAUGAUUUGCAACAAUAAAAACCCUUCUCUUGUUCGUUCUCUGACUAACUGCAUUUUGUUGUGAACGGCAAAAGAUCGAGUUUGUGCUUUUGGAUCAGCUUAAUCUACAGCAUAGUAAGAUCAAAACCAGACUUGCUAGGUUAUGGGAAUCGACAGUACCACAAUUGAAAAAUCAGAUUUGAAGUUUGGAAUGCCUUUAGAUGGAUGAAAAGGGAUAUUCCAUGCAGGAAACUAUUCGGAAGCACAAUGCAGAACACUUCGAGUCAUUACUUUCUGAAGGCAUUGUAUAUAUUGUUAAGAACUUUCAAUGUCAUACCACGUAGAGUGUAUGAAAUAUACCUGUGAAGCUAAAUUGGUAGAACGUAUCGUUGGUGGUAUAAGGCCUGUCAUGAUUGCAGGGGAGUAAAAGAUUAUGGCGGCACUUUUGGUUUGGGCAAUGUGUCCCCUAUGCCACGGUAUAUUUCCACCCAAAAACAUAUCAUUCUCCGUUUCUGAUUUAAUUACAUGAAAACACAAUGGUUAAGUUGUGUUUUUGUACAUAAAUUAAUUUUGAAAUAUGUUCUAAAAAAGGUUCUAGUUAAAUGCCAUUGUUAAAGAUAAAACUGGCACGACAAACUUCCUAAUUUUCAGCAAAUUAGCAGAAGAUUUGGUACGAGCCCCUGACCAACAGCUUGCUACUACAGCCGAUUAAGAUAGAUUUGUUCUUCCCUAUGUUAUUAGAAAUAUUCUUUCUCGGACUUAUAUUUUCUAGGUUUUGAUUGACUCACACAGUUUUAAUAAUAUGAGCAUGCGGUCAUUUAGAUUUGCAGAAAAAUUUCAAUCUAAUUUGGUUGUGAAAGUCAAAACUGAACAAAAGGAAGAGCAUGAAGCAAACAUUAGAGAAGCCAGUGCAUUAACAAGUCUUAAAGAAUCGCAGAAUGGUAUAUAUAGUCGACAGAACAUCUCUAAAUGCAGUAAUUCAAUUAAGGUAAGAUAGUUUUUCUAAUAUAUUUUGUGUUUGCAUAGUAUCCUCCAUGUUCCUGUUUGUGAGACCUUGAUGAACUUACAUUGUUCUAUAUGUAAAAUUUCAUACAUUUAUCUCCACGGGAAGUUCUUGGUCUACCCCAGAGAUGCUUACGAAGAGAUCAAGCAGAAGGAAACGAGUGCUCAUGUGAGUAUUAUAUUGAAAUAUUGUUACAAAACCAAAUCAAUGAUGAGUUCAUAUUUCAUUUGGAAAAAGAGAGAAAUUUCUUACGUGCGUACAUUAAUUUGUAGUUGCAUUGAGACUUAGGAAUCAGGCAAAGUAGGAAAAUGAAGAUGACCAAAGUAAAUAUACCUGCCACAAGUUAUAUUUUGCCUACAAUAGCACUUAGUUGUAUAACUGUUAGAUAUGUCUCGAAUUCUGAAACUGCAAGGUGUUUUAACCCUAUUCUGUUUUGGUUUUUUUUCAUUAAGUUUAGAUUAUGUCUAAUCUUAUUGAAAUUAUUUCUAAUUUUUGUGAAGCUGUAUUCCUAUUUAUAUUAGAAUUUAGCCACUAUUAUAAAUAUAUAUUUUAUUCCAUUAAUUUGGCGCGACAGAUGAGUAGAAGUAUGGUUAUAUUUUUGGGAUUGGGGUUUUGUGAGAGAGGUAUAUUUUGUACAACACUUUAAUUAUAAUGAAGAUCUCUAUUGCGUUUU
Messenger RNA from Ananas comosus (pineapple), 6709 nucleotides. RefSeq lists its product as uncharacterized. Gene Ontology annotation, molecular function: DNA helicase activity. The record is from RefSeq and is a predicted model, not a curated record. Lineage: Eukaryota; Viridiplantae; Streptophyta; Magnoliopsida; Poales; Bromeliaceae. Bases 528 to 3809 code for a protein of 1093 amino acids. The transcript is spliced from 8 exons. Gene Ontology annotation, biological process: DNA repair; telomere maintenance.